Molecule: messenger RNA, 4646 nt
Organism: Menidia menidia (Atlantic silverside)
Lineage: Eukaryota; Metazoa; Chordata; Actinopteri; Atheriniformes; Atherinopsidae
Source: the annotation of a GenBank genome assembly
AUGAAUGUCAAGCGCUCAAGGUCCAAGUGCCACGGCUGGAUUUUCUUGCCUCUGUUGGGAAACAUCUGUCGCAAUCGUUCGGAUGGACCUCAGCUGAUCUGCGGCCGGACCGUGGAGGGAUCUGGACCGUGGGAGCCUCACCGUGGGGAUGCCACGCUGCAAUUAAAGCCAAAAAGAAGCGCAGUUCUGGGGAAGGAGGACAGCAUGUCGGCGGUGAUGAUAACGCGAAAGGUGCGAAAAUGGGAGAAGCUGCCGGGGAAGAACACUUUCUGCUGCGACGGGCGCGUCAUGAUGGCCCGCCAGAAGGGGGUCUUCUACCUGACCAUGUUCCUCAUCGUCGGGACCUGCUCGCUGUUCUUCGCUUUCGAAUGUCCAUACCUGGCUAUCCAUCUGUCCCCUGCCAUCCCAGUUUUUGCUGCCCUGCUCUUCUUGUUUGUGAUGGCCAUGUUGCUGAGGACCAGCUUCAGUGACCCGGGGGUGCUCCCGCGGGCUCUCCCAGAGGAAGCAACUUUCAUCGAGAUGGAAAUCGAAGCCGCCAAUGGCAAUGUUCCCGCCGGCCAGCGGCCGCCGCCUCGAAUCCGCAACGUCCAGAUCAACAACCAGAUCGUCAAGCUCAAGUACUGCUACACCUGCAAGAUCUUCCGCCCCCCGCGGGCUUCUCACUGCAGCAUCUGUGACAACUGCGUCGACCGGUUUGAUCACCACUGUCCAUGGGUGGGCAACUGUGUGGGCAAGAGGAACUACCGGUACUUCUACCUGUUCACCCUGUCCCUCUCCCUGCUCACUAUCUAUAUCUUCACCUUUGACAUCGUCCACGUGGUGCUGGUGUGUUUCUUCACCCUGUGGUCGGUGGUGGGACUGACGGGCUUCCACACCUACCUGAUCUCUCUCAACCAGACCACCAAUGAGGAUAUUAAAGGAUCCUGGUCAGGAAAGAACAGAGUCCAGAACCCGUACAGCCACAAGAACAUCUUUAAAAACUGCUGUGAGGUUCUGUGUGGACCGGCGUACCCGAGCGUCUUGGACAGAAGAGGCCUGAUGCAGGAGGAUUCGCCUCUUUCUGCAGCCGGUGCGGGUCUCUCUGCCUUCAGCAACCCAGUGCCACAGACCACGAAAACUACCGCUCCCCUCAUCCCCAAUGAGCACACGCCCGACGACGCCAAGCCGAGCAUUGCCGCCUCAGCAGAGAAGACCCCGUCCCCCAAAGAGAAGAGCCCCGCCUCUAAAGAGGAGCAUCCUGCGGCUCCGAAGCUGCCGCCCCUGGCCUCCCCCGAGACCGACGCAGAGGCCUCUAUCACCAAGGACAAGACCCAUUAGCUGCAUGGUCCCCGGUCGGGACCUCUGGUCCACCAUGCUUACCGCCCCCGAACUGAAACGUUCCUCUCUGACUCCUGUGCUAGUGACUCAGUUAUUCCCUGACUCCACCCCUGAUGCCCGCUGGAGAACUGGAGCCUCUAAUGCGGCUCCCCCCCCCCCCCCCCCCCCCCGCCCCUCCCCUCUUCCCUCUUCCCAGCAGCAGCUGCAGAGCUCUUUGAUUGACACUCGACUCCUGAAGCAGGAGGAGUGAUUAAAAGGACGGACGCAGCUUCCUGCCCCCUGAACACUGCAUGGAAAAGACAGGCAUGGGUGAAGCUGCCGGGUUGGAGAGAGCCACACACAAAACUGUGGGCUUGUUUCUGAUUGUCAGUAAAUUUGUUUUUAAUUUAAAGUUGUAUAAUGACAUUUAUCGUGAGACCAGUUCUAAUAUCCUCUAUCUCCGGCAGACAUAGGGUAUGACUUCUGGACAUGUGUAAAACUCAAGUCAUUCAUGUUGUGCAUACAUCACAUGCCCUAUGCAAACCACAAGAAGACUGGAAAAGCAUCUUUUCGAAGUAUUUAGGCUCCAAGGUUUGAUCUCUGCGAUUACACCGAAUGCCCCUGAAUGGAGAAGAAUCUUUGGCCGAGACGUCCGCAGGCCCCUUCCAGACAAAAAUCUACCUUGUCUUCAGAUUGCUGCGUUCAGUACUGUUGUCCCUUACGUGCAACUUUAGUUUUUAACGCGACCUCAUUCAGACCAACAGCUGUCCUUAUGUUUUUAUGUUAUCAAGGAUGCGCGGUGAGGAUAGCGCUUUGAAAUAGAUCGGACUCGUUUUAACAGUUGACGUUGAGCCCCAGAAUGUGAGAGAAAAGGCCUGAUGAGCAUAGACACUCGUAGUAACAGUGCCUUAUCGAAACGGUUGCACCGCCUACAGCUGCAGAGGUCAACCAAGUCCUGAUGAGAUCAAUUAGAAAUGAAAUUACUCUUAUGGAUAAUUUAAGGAAAUAGUCUGAUCUUCUGGGGAUAAAAAAUUGUAUUUUCUUGCGGAUAGUUUUAUGAGUAGAUUGAUACCACUCAGGCAUUCGAUCUGAAGCAACUGCCAGCAGCAUCUUAGCAUUGUGACUAAUCGGAAGUGUUUUAUGAGAAAUUAGAUUAAUCUUAUGAGAUUUUCAAAGUUUAAAGUCGAUUUGACUCUCUUGGACACAAGUCGAUUCACUUUCUUGCCAUGUUGGAGGAGUAGAUUUGAAUAAUUCCCAUGUCUCUUUCAGCAGUUUAGCAUAGCUUAGCUUAGGUUAGUAUAGUUUAGUUUGGUUUAGUUUAGCCUAGCUUGACUUCUCCUAUCAACAGACAAGUCCCGCUGAUGGUGAUUGACGAAAAUGGUUUGACUUUGUGCAAAGCAAACCUUUUUUUACUUGCCGAAUUGGGUUAAAAUAUCAAAAUCAGUGUGUUGUUUGUCCAGGGAAAUAUGGUUAAAAUUGGCAGUUGCAUACUUUAGUGUUGGUGAGUCUACUGACACUGAAACAUACCUGGUUGUGUCAAAUGGGAUGAACCUUUUGACACAUUGAACAUUCAAAGGUUGGUUUAGACUUUCUAUGAAGGUUAUUUACUUUCUUGCCCAGAUGAAUUAGUAGCCAGUAUUAUUGAGACUGCCCGUUAAGUCUGAAAAUAAAGCCAACAGCUGCUUAUCAUCCAAAAACUUGGAACAACAUGUCUAAGCACAUUUAAAAAGCUCAGACUUUUUACAUUGAAUUUAGAGAUGCUGCCAGUUGUAUUUUGUUAAAUGCUGAACAGCCCUAGACAUCUAGAUUCUGCUAUUCCACCCCUCUGUCUAACCUGCCUGUUUCCUGUCCUUAAUGCUAAGCUAAGCUUUCAGAGCAGUAUGGAUCUCUUCAUUAAACUCCCAGAAAGUAAGAAAGUAGUACACAAGAAUGUCAUCUCGAAAUGGGAAAGAUAUAUAAAAAAAACAGCCUUUUUUAUUAGGUGAAACAAAAUUUUCUCCAUAAACUAUUAAAAGUUUAAAAAUCAUACUUAAAAUAAUCAUUCUUUCGAAAGGAUGUUACAGAAAACUGUAGAUCUAAGUAACUUCUUUGCCCAAAACUGAUAAAUGAUGCGAGUAAAGAAGUAAAGAAUCAAGAAAAACUAUUAUCUGUUGUACUUUUUGGAGGUGACACAUUUAACUACUCAGUGUAGAUAGAAAGGUUGGUUGUUCAGUAUCUCCUCAUGUCAGUCAAUGUGGGGCUGAUCUGUUUUUCUUUCUGCCAUCUUCUGCCUCUGAAGUAAACUCUUCCUCUCUGGAGACUCCUGCGGUCCUUCCAUGGCUCAGGCCAUUUCCAUUGCAGGCUGCUGGAGGUUAAUUUUGAUAGAAAGUCAUUCAAUUUCACAAAGUUUUUCAAAAUGGUUUUCUGUCAAAGGAGUAGGGUGAUGAGAAAGUGUCCUCAAAGAGAGGGAAAUUAGAAAAAGUCCAGCUAAUUCUUUGUGUUUAGACGAUGUUAGCUGAUAGCGAGAGUUUGUAUUAGUGGUAGUAUCGUAUGCAAGACAGAGUUUGUGUUUGUGAAUCCUGCCUGUGUAGAAAUUUAGUAUUGUAUCAGAAUUGUCUGCCCAAUAUGAAUUAUUUUACCAGUCAAAGCUCUUUAAUUUCCUUCGAAGAUAUUUCAAACUAAAAUAACACAGUCAAAACCCUUCAAUUGCUCAGUUUUGUUGAUAAUUAAUCAAGCAAAUGUUUACAUUGGAGAAUCUUCAAGUUGUAAUCUUUUAAAACUUACUGAUGGAAUUGUUGUUGUUCAUGACUCAAAAUGUAGGUAAUCUUGCUCAUCUCUACUGGGAGAUGUUGUAAUAUGUGUGGCAGUAUUUUGAUUUAGACUAUUCUCCAGGAAAUUCGGAACACUCAAGACGAUUAUCUUUCUAGUACAAAGCACUCGAUAGCUGAACUUCUUUUAUUGGAAGGCGUUUGACAACAUUUUGGUGGAUUAGAGAGUUGUUGUCACUCAGAAGCAAGAAUGUACGUUGUGAAUAUUUGAUAAGAAGGAUGUUUGUGUUUUCAAAGCACAUGUUAAAGGGACGGAUGGACUUUUAAGUUUCUGCUGACCAAGCUGAGCUCUUGUAUUUAUAAUUCUUGUGUUGAAACCAGGAUCAGAUCUGAAUGCUCUGAUCACUCUAAUGCAUUGCUUCAUGUAUACAGAUACCGUACUACAAUGGAACGCUUAUUUAUGUUCACUUGUUUUAGUAUCAACACUGUGAUUACAUGUAUUUCAUUCAAUUUACUUCACUUCUUUUUACAUGAUCAAUGUGUCUGUUAAAUAAACAGCAAUGUCUUAUAAUAAAGUGUCUUUUUAAGGAUGUUCAUUUCAGU